Asparagus officinalis (garden asparagus) is the source of this 767-nucleotide messenger RNA. Its product is annotated as calcineurin B-like protein 1. The transcript has 8 exons. Lineage: Eukaryota; Viridiplantae; Streptophyta; Magnoliopsida; Asparagales; Asparagaceae. Gene Ontology annotation, biological process: calcium-mediated signaling. The record is from RefSeq and is a predicted model, not a curated record. Gene Ontology annotation, molecular function: kinase binding; calcium ion binding. The coding region runs from base 1 to 645 and encodes 214 amino acids.
AUGGGCUGCUUGCAUUCGAGUUCGAGAAGGCGUUGUCGAGGUUACGAGGAUCCCGUGCUUCUUGCAAAGGAGACUGCUUUCAGUGUCAGUGAAGUUGAGGCAUUGUUCGAGCUGUUUAAAAGCAUUAGCAGUUCUGUGAUUGAUGAUGGGCUGAUAAACAAGGAAGAAUUUCAUCAGCUUGCUUUAUUGAAGAACAAGAACAAGGAAAAUCUUUUUGCGAACAGGAUCUUUGACCUGUUUGAUGUAAAGCAAAGAGGAGUCGUUGAUUUUGGUGACUUUGUCCGUGCACUGAAUGUAUUUCACCCAAGCGUGUCAAAGGAAGAUAAAAUUGAUUACUCAUUCAGACUGUAUGAUUUGUAUGGCACGGGAUUUAUUGAGCGGAAAGAGGUCAAACUGAUGCUAAUUGCGCUUCUAUCUGAAUCUGAACUUAGAGUAUCUGAUGCCACAGUUGAGCUAAUCUUAGAUAAGACAUUCGAGGAAGCUGAUGUGAACCAGGACGGCAAGAUCGACAAAUUAGAUUGGGAGAAAUUCGUAACUCGCAACCCAUCACUGUUGAAGAUAAUGACUCUCCCUUAUCUCAGGGACAUAACGACCACUUUUCCAAGUUUUGUGUUCAAUUCUAAGGUUGACGAUGAUGCUACAUAAAAAAAAAUCUUGGCAUACCAUGCGAAUUGCACUCCCAAAAAGUGAUAAACAGAAAAUGUAUCAGAAACUGGAACAUUGUUUGUAGUCUCUUUUGUGUUAAACAAUGAGAAAUAGAAAAUGAA